Mizuhopecten yessoensis (Yesso scallop) is the source of this 1249-nucleotide messenger RNA. RefSeq names its product 28S ribosomal protein S22, mitochondrial-like. The transcript has 8 exons. Gene Ontology annotation, cellular component: mitochondrial small ribosomal subunit. Gene Ontology annotation, molecular function: structural constituent of ribosome. The record is from RefSeq and is a predicted model, not a curated record. NCBI's taxonomy places the organism in Eukaryota, Metazoa, Mollusca, Bivalvia, Pectinida, Pectinidae. Bases 36 to 1145 code for a protein of 369 amino acids.
CAUUCAACUUCCGGUUGCAGAGAGAGACACAUGAGAUGGCCUCUUUAGAUCAUUUAAAGAUAUUUCGGCGAUUAUUUAACUUAAGAAGAGCAUGUUUACAAACACGAACGUAUGCUCAAAAUAGCAGUCAAGGAUCCUUGAGUUCAUCUGAGACGGACAAGUCAGAUCCCCAAACAACAUUACCUCCCUCAUCAGGUGGUGGGCCAACAAUGCCUCAUUUUGCUCAAGACCCUCUACCAAUAUUUCUACAGAGGAGAGUUCAAGAAGUUUUAUUAAAGAUAUCCAGGCUUAAUAUGGAUGAUUUUGUCAGAAUCCGUAAAACAGACCACCAUGUGAAACCUCGCUACGAAUUAAUGUCAGAUGUGGAGCUGCGAAGGAUGGAAGUGAAAGCAAUGGAGAGGGCAACAGAAAUGCUGAAAAUGCCACCAUUUAUGAAAGCCCCAAACCUAAAGGUAGAAGUGUUGUCACAUGAUCCAGAGAUUGCCCCAGCAUUGACAUCAAAAUGGGUGUUUGUUGACAUCUCCAGCGGAGUACACAAUAGGGAUAGAAUAAUAGUUGUUCGGGAUAACGAUGGCAAACUGAGGAAAGCUAUCCCUGAUGAGCGAAGACGGGCUAACCUUCUUUACUACCCCAAAUUUGGAGUAUCUAUAGUACAGCCAAAAAUGUUUGAGCAAGACCAGUUAGAGCACUUGCUGGAGAACAGAUUGACCGAUAUCAGAUAUAUACUGGACCGAGCAUGUACCCAGUUUGAGCCAGAUGACCCGAACUUCAUCAGAGUUACAAGUACCAUUUAUGAGUAUGUAUGGAAGAACAGAUGUUUUAAUGAUUUGGGGUCCACACGAUUCUUCGGCCCAAUGUCUUUCUAUUUCAUCUUAAAGAAGGACAUUACAUAUCUGCUAGUGGACAUGAUACAACACGAUUUACUGACGGAUGCUGUCAGUUUAAUACACCUAUACAAACACAUCUACAAAAAUGAGAAAAUCCCUACGCCAUAUGGAAUAUCACAGAACAAAGAGACCCAGUUGUCUACGAUACAGAGAUUCUGUAAAACCGAUAGUGACCAGAAGCAACAGAAUUGGGCAGAAGUAGAGUCAGCAAUCAGAUCAUACCGACUGUCUCUGACUGACCGGGCCACGGCUUCCUGACUUCAGGCUAAAACAAACUGUGUUUAUGUAUGGAAAGUGUGUGAGUGAAAGUUACCCAGAGGAGACUGAAUUUUAUAUGCGAGAAAUAAAGUGAUUUAUUGAUG